CAGAAAUAUCAGCUGUUGAUGAAUCUGACUCCAUAAUAGACCAGCAAAAUGAUGUUAACACCAAGUCAAUAGAAGAGGUACUUGAGGUAAUUGCAGAACAAUCGGUAUCAGAUAAGGUAAUAGAUGAUUUUAUUCUCGAAGAAUCUGUCAAUAUACCUGACUCAGUUAUAGCUAAGCCCCCGCCUAUUCACGAAGUUUAUAGUCAGUUAAAUUUAUCAGAGAUCGAAGAGGUAGUUUUGCUACCAGAUCAAGUGGGGUCUCUAUCAUCCGAAUCAUGUGUUGCUUCAUCUGGCUUUGAAUAUAGUAAGGACGGGAAAGUUCCCUAUAAACAAAAAGUAGAAAAAGGUUUAGUAUGCAAAUUACUUGAAUUCAUUAGAAGCUAUGAAUCCUUACCGAAUUCUACUGCAUCUAGUAAACAAAUUCCAGUCGAUUCUGAUCUAGCUCCGGGUUCUAUACCUCAUUUAGCUCACUUAUUUGAUAAAGCCAAAAAAACUGGUCAGAAAGAAAAGUUACGUUGGUAUUACUAUAGUGAGGAAUUCGAAAAAAAGGCCAUAACUAUUGCUUUGGGAAGCAAUAUUAGUGAUCAAAUGGCAAGAACGCAGAUUUAUGAUGAAAUGGAGCUCUAUCUUUCAGAAUGUCAAAAAGUGAUCGACGUGAAGAAUUCUUCACACUUACGUGAUCUACUGGCUGAAUCUUCUGAGGUAAGCAUUUCAACCUCACCUAUUUUUUCAUUUUAUGUCUCUAAUUCUCCAGAUAAUUCCUCUGGAAUCAAUUCAAAGAAUUCACCUGCUUCACAAAUGAUAAAUCGAUUCAAAAGAACUACCUCAUGUCUAGACCUUCAUGUCAGUAUAGAUAGAAAAUGUCUUAACCAAGUAGAUUGCUACCUCAUCCAUGAUAUGCAAAUCUGCCCUAUAUGCAAAAAAGAUCAUUGCUAUCUGAAAGGCCACUGGUUGAUCGAUAGCGAAGGUAGUAAAAAAUAUUAUUUGAUUUGCGAUAAUAUCCAAGAAUCCAGAAUCCUACUUAAUGAGGUGUUAACAUUAUAUUCUGAAAAAACAAGUCUGGAUAACUGGAAUCAUCUUCUGAAAGUUCCGAAUAGAGAAGUAACAGUGAAAGCAUAG
Messenger RNA from Funneliformis mosseae, 1118 nucleotides. NCBI's taxonomy places the organism in Eukaryota, Fungi, Glomeromycota, Glomeromycetes, Glomerales, Glomeraceae. The record is from the annotation of a GenBank genome assembly.